CAUGACUGUGCCGAAUAGAGAUGUCCACUGAAAAUGUGCUUUUACCAUCUGAUGGCGAGACGCGAAGGCGAAGGUUUGUUGCCGACAGCUCGGAUGAAACAGAUCCUCCACUGGACCUGCACAACCACAGAGUGAAUGCCAGAGCCCUGUGGUGUGAUGUUGUGUGUGGUGCCCACCUACAGCACGACAACAUCGAUGGGUACACCUCGCUCCCCUGCACCUCCCCCCAGACGGGACCUUACCCACCUGCAUUCCCAUUCGCACAGAGAAGUCACAGUUUGCAAGCGUUGAAUGACGCAUGGACAGAGAGUCGCUGCAAGACUAUGUUAAGUGCGGAAAAUGAAGUGGAAGCACAGAAACUUGCCAACAAUUACAAGUUUGGAUUCAGGAAGUGGAAAAGUCAUGUGACCGAGCGGCCCUUUGAGGAGAGGUCAGAGGUCGUGAAAGAGCUGUACUCUGACUUGAGGGUCAUUAAACCACACACAGGUUCCCUGAUUUCCCUUGGCAAUAUCUUGUAUGUGUUGUUAUUUGGCUGGUGGAUCGCCCUUGUCUACGCGUUGGUCAGUCUGCUGAUGUUCUCGACCCUUAUCGGGAUCCCUUAUGGCAGGUUGUGUUGGAAAUUGUCUGGUUAUUUUCUAUGGCCGUUUGGGAAGUCCAUAACAGAGGGUCUGCAUGCCUCCAUCAUAAGACCUAUGCGGCAUGAUCAGAAUGCAUUCAGUGAGGAGGUGGAGGGCAACAAGAGGGACGCCACCUUCCUGCUGCCCAGGCCUGUGGAUGACUCUGCAGAGGAGCCAAGCCCAUCCCAGAAACCCUCCCACUGGCGGCGUGUGAGUACGUACGUGUGGCUCCUAGUGGGCUACCCGGUGCUGGUGCUCUUCCAUGGGCUGUGCUGCCUGCUGGCCUGGCUGCUGGUCGUCACCAUCCCCGUGGCCAAGAUGAACGCCCGCAUGCUGAGCUCCAUCCUCCUACUGCCACCCCAGGAGGUCCACAUAAGCCCCACCAAGGAGCCACAGCCGGGAGAGGACACAGCACUGCUGUGCUGCAACCAUGCCUUCAAUAUCUACUACUACAAGUACACAGUCGAUGGGAUCAACGUGUUUGCUGUCAACCUUCUGCCGCUGGUCAUCAUUGCUCUGGUGAUCGGUUACGUUGACAAAGACAACGCGUUCGCCAGCUCAGAGAUCAAAUUCGCCACAGCCAUUGGAUCAAUCAUCCCUUUGUCUUACUACAUUGGCAUGGGUAUCGCUAGCAUUUCAGCCCAGAGUAACUUUGCGGUGGGUGCGGUGGUGAACGCCACGUUUGGCUCCAUCACGGAGAUGACCUUCUACAUCACCGCCCUGCUCAGGGGUCAUCGCCAGGGAAACCAGUGCCUACAGGAGAUCGUCAAGUCGGCCCUGACCGGAACCCUGCUGGGCUGCAUUCUCUUCAUCCCUGGCAUCAGCAUGAUCAUCGGGGGCCUGAGGCACCAGGAGCAGAUCUUCAGUAGCCGCUCAGCCGGAGUCAGCUCCUCCCUACUAUUCAUCUCUAUUGGGGGGGUGUUUGCACCGACGCUGUUCUCCAAGGCGUAUGGCAGUCUUAUUUGUGAAGGCUGUACCUCCAUGGGGUUCAACACCACCACAAAUACUACCGGUCCUUUCAACUGCCACAACUGCCACUAUGACCUGAGUCAAAACAACUACACCAUGUUCCACAGCCAUGUUGAGCCGUUGGUCUACUGCAUCUCUGGCCUCCUACCUGUGGCUUACAUCAUCGGCCUAAUCUUUACCCUCAAGACACACUCACACAUCUACGACAUCCACAUUGGAGAUACUAAUGCCUCGGGGCAGCUGGGUGCGGUGGUCCACUGGUCCCGCUGGAGAGCCCUGUCCAUCCUCAUCAUCGCCACGGUGCUCAUGUCGGCCUGCGCGGACCUCACCACCGAACACAUCCAGCCCAUCCUCAGCCGCCCCGGCAUCUCACAGUACUUCAUCGGAGUCACUGUGCUGGCUAUGGUGCCGGAAAUUCCAGAGAUAGUGAAUGGGAUCCAGUUUGCGCUUCAGAAUAAUAUUGGCUUGAGUUUGGAGGUGGGGAGCUGCAUUGCUGUGCAAGUGUGUAUGAUACAGAUCCCCCUGCUCAUCCUCUUCAAUGCCAUCUACGACGUUGGCUUUGUGCUGAUCUUCAGUGACCUGCAUCUGUGGGCCAGCAUCUUCAGUGUGGUUCUGGUCAACUACAUCUUCAUGGAUGGAAAGUCUGAUUACUUCCAAGGCACAGCUCUGGUGGUGGUGUACCUCAUCCUCUUGGCCUUGUAUUACUUUGCACCUUCUCCUGCUGGCUGCUAAGUUGUCAACACGGUCACUUACACAAACAGCAUCAUCUAGGGCCUAUACUAAGAA
This is a messenger RNA of Engraulis encrasicolus (European anchovy), 2372 nucleotides long. It is a transcript of the gene cax2, whose product is annotated as cation/H+ exchanger protein 2. Bases 21 to 2318 code for a protein of 765 amino acids. Lineage: Eukaryota; Metazoa; Chordata; Actinopteri; Clupeiformes; Engraulidae. The transcript has 20 exons. Gene Ontology annotation, cellular component: membrane; endomembrane system. The record is from RefSeq and is a predicted model, not a curated record. Gene Ontology annotation, biological process: calcium ion transmembrane transport; intracellular calcium ion homeostasis. Gene Ontology annotation, molecular function: calcium:proton antiporter activity.